ACCACAGUACACAGCUCACGUCCGAGUUGCUCAGGGCCACACUGACCACAGCACACAGCUCACGAUAUCUGAUAAAGGCUUUUUAAAAUCUACCAGUAUAAUACAUAACCUGAACAACCAGACGAUUGUCCAAAAAAGUCGCUCAACAGUGAGUUGUUUGUCCUCCCGCGCCGAUUGUUAUACGACUAGAGCGAGGAAAUUCUCUCUUCAAGUUUUGUAUAUCGAGGAGGCUGCAGCAAAACAGCCGGGAUGCAUUUCGAUAAGAUUCUAGUUCUUCUUGGGGAGUUUGGCCCGUACCAGAAGCGGAUCUUUUUCCUGAUCUGUCUGCUGAGCGUACCGGGGGCCUUCCACAAGCUCGCCCAGGUCUUUCUCGGGGCCGGCGCGGACCAUUGGUGCGCUGUGCCCGAGUGGAAAGACCAGGAUUGCACCGCUUGGAACUUGAGUGCAACAGAGUGUCAACUGGCGAAGAAAAAUGCGUCCAUUCCGAGGGGAAAGGACGGUGCUUUUGAGCAGUGCCAGAGGUAUAACAUCACGGGGGAAAGGUUUUACCCGGGCCUGGACCCAAGGAAUUUAACCUCGGAGGGAUGCGUGGAUGGCUGGGAUUUCGACACCAGUCAGUAUAAAAGUACCAUCAAAAUGGAUUUCGCCUUGGUGUGUGAUAAAAAGACAUUGUCCAACAUGGCCCAGUCCGUUUACUUCGCGGGAAUACUAAUCGGCUCUGUUGUGUUUGGAUCGCUCGCUGAUUGGAUCGGGCGCACCAAGACGAUGUACAUCGCAUUGUGUCUUUGGUUGUCUGCAGCCAUUGCCGUAGCAUUCUCACCAAACAUCGCUGCAUACACGGUAUUCCGAGCCCUGAACGGCGCGGGCAGCUACGGGACAUUCCUGCCUGCUUACGUCCUGGGUACGGAGUUUGUCGGUCCGUCCAAGCGAGUAAUCGUCGGCGUCGUGGGCCAGAUCUUCUUCGCUGCCGGCCUCAUGAUCCUCGCCGGGCUCGCUUACUUCAUCAGGGAUUGGCGUACUCUAGAGAUCGUCAUCACAGCUCCGAUCGUUCUUUUCUUCCUCUACAUACCCAUUUUCCCAGAGUCGGCGCGCUGGCUGAUCAACAGAGGGCGUCACAAGCAAGCCGAGAAGAUCAUACGAAGGGUUGCCAAGGUGAACAAGAAAGAGCUCCCGGAUGUGCUGUUUGAGGAGGAUGAAAUCAAGGAAUUGAAGGAGAAAUUGGCAACAGAACGAAAGCCAACUGCGUUGGAUCUAUUCAAAUCCCCAAACAUCGCCGUGAAGACGUUGAAUCUCAUGUUCAACUGGUGCGUCAACAGCCUAGUAUACUACGGUCUGUCACUGAGCAUCCCAGAUCUGGCAUCCGAUGACUACCUUGCCUUCUUCAUAUCAGGGGCAGUUGAGAUACCAGCCUACAUCCUGGCCAUGGUGGCCAUUGAGAAGCUGGGAAGGAGGCCAAAUCUGGGAUCUACCAUGGUUGUCGGAGGGGUGGCAUGUGUGGUCACAAUAUUUAUAGAGCCUGGGACCUGGCAGACAGUGGUUGCAAUGAUCGGCAAGUUCUGUGUUUCGGCCUCCUUUGCCAUUGUCUACAUCUACUCUGCAGAACUCUUCCCAACUUCCCUCAGGACGGUGGGGAUGGGCGUGUGCUCCAUGGCGUCAAGAAUCGGUGGCAUCAUUGCCCCUCUCAUCCUCCUACUGGAUGACGUCUGGGCACCGUUCCCGCUGCUCCUGUUCGGAGCUCCGUCGAUCCUGGCCGGUCUCUUGGCAUUCCUCCUGCCCGAGACUAGAGGCAAAUGCCUGCCGGAGACGGUGGAAGAGGCCGAACAGUUCGGAAAGAAAAGAAAGAAGAAAGCCCAGUCGCUUGAUGAAAAAGACGAAAAGAAAGUUUCCUAUUCAAAUGAGGCUUUCCCAGAGCUGACCGAAAUGGAAAAAACGAUCUGAUGGAUGAAUGGCGAGAAUGGGGGAAAAUGUUAAUUUUUGUUGACAGAAGUUUGAGGGAAAAUAAAUGAAUUAAAGGGAAUUUCAGCAACCUGUAAAUAUGACUGGUCAGUAGCUUUGUUUUUGAAUUAUAAAAAAAAAAAAAUCUGACUGUUUCUUAGGAACAAAUUUUGUUCAACUUUCUACUCCUCUUAAAUGUAUGAAAACC
This is a messenger RNA of Patiria miniata (bat star), 2143 nucleotides long. Its product is annotated as organic cation transporter protein-like. Bases 250 to 1938 code for a protein of 562 amino acids. Lineage: Eukaryota; Metazoa; Echinodermata; Asteroidea; Valvatida; Asterinidae. Gene Ontology annotation, cellular component: membrane. The transcript has 10 exons. Gene Ontology annotation, molecular function: transmembrane transporter activity. Gene Ontology annotation, biological process: transmembrane transport. The record is from RefSeq and is a predicted model, not a curated record.